AUGGAAAACCUAUGCAAAGCCCAAAGCCACGACUGCGUUGCGGCAGAGGGUGACUAUUUCAGCCGAGGGGUGGACCAGAAGGGGGGAAAGUUGGGCGCGAUGUCAUCGACUCGGGCUGGUCCUGAAAUUCCUCCUCUAACACAAUUCCACGCGCUUCACCCAGAGCGACGUUGCUCUAAUUCUUUUACUUAA
Messenger RNA from Penicillium odoratum, 192 nucleotides. RefSeq lists its product as uncharacterized. Bases 1 to 192 code for a protein of 63 amino acids. Lineage: Eukaryota; Fungi; Ascomycota; Eurotiomycetes; Eurotiales; Aspergillaceae. The record is from RefSeq and is a predicted model, not a curated record. The transcript has 2 exons.